This is a messenger RNA of Spodoptera frugiperda (fall armyworm), 2939 nucleotides long. RefSeq lists its product as uncharacterized. The record is from RefSeq and is a predicted model, not a curated record. The transcript is spliced from 12 exons. Lineage: Eukaryota; Metazoa; Arthropoda; Insecta; Lepidoptera; Noctuidae. Bases 1 to 1827 code for a protein of 608 amino acids.
AUGGUUUGGAAUAAUACGCCAGAGUAUGCAGAGGUUAUAAAAGCAGCGAAGGCUGGCAAUUGGGACCAAGUGCAGGAAUUGUUAAAUAGCAAUCUUGGGAAGCAAGCUGGAUGGAAGCCUCCUUUAUUCGACAGCUUACGGGAUCUGAAGCCUGAAAAUGGCGGCCAUGUCUACGGAGAAGCUGAGUACGCGUACCAUUCUGCUUCCAACGUCAAUGGCAAGACCACGGAGCACAAUGCAGGACACAAGAUCAUAAACGAAGAUGGACGAGUCAAGGAGUUCGACUUCACACCAAGCACGAGUCAUGCGCCUCUUCUUCAGUCCCUCGUCUCUUCCCUUGGUCAGAAAGCCGCUGACUUCGCAGCAUCAGAUUACCACUAUCAAUACGGUGGAUCGGUAGCUGGUAAGCCAAACUUCGCGGCACAGAAACUCAGCAACAAUGUGCAACAGGACUACUAUCCAAGAAAUUCGGCAGUUGUACCUAUCCCUCCAAAAAAACUGAAUGAUUCCACAAACCCACAAGAUGUUGAAUAUGAAUAUGUGCUCACAAGCGGUACGGAGGAUGACAAACCACCUCGCGAAAUAAACGUUUCAGAAGAAAAUAAAUUCAAUACCUUACAUGAAGCAGAACAAAAUAAUGAAAUCGCACAGGCCGAUCAAGCUCCAGUUUCUUAUAAUGAAGCUGGAAAAGAGGGAAAAUAUAAAGAUGGUCUCAAGUAUCUCAUAGAUAUUGAGGAGCCACCAGAGGCUGAACCAGUGACCACGAAUGAUAAUAAAACACCAACACCAUUCAAAAGCACAGUGACAACUACUGAACCAAAGUUUUUACUCCGUGUAGCCGAUGUUGCUAUAGAAAGAGUAAAAAGACCUACAACAACAGUUCAAGCAGACGAUUAUAUGUAUAAUGUUGCACCAAGGUCCUUAGAAGAUGGCGUUAUGAUUACUAGCACAGACCGUAACAAAGAAAAUAAAAUAAAAAAUAGUUAUAAAGAUACACCAAUACUCAUUCCGUUUGAAGAGAAACCCAUUUACAAAGCGGCGCCUGUCACACCUCGCACGACUGACGUGCCCACCCCAUCACGAUUACCGAUUGCAAAUUUAUUCUCUAACAUUGAUUAUAUGGCUGAACCAGUCGUCACAGGCAAAUCCAUGAUCAAAUUCAUCGAUCAAAAUCAAGAAAAAAAUCAAAAAGUGGUACAUUUGCCUAUGGAAAUACAGACAACUCAAACGUCUACACAACACACCACGGUAACACGUAAAAAGUCGAAAAUGAGUGAUGCGGAUUACAUAGCUUAUGUAGCAUCUGCUAUAGAAGACAGAUUAGAUCAAAUCAGCCAACAACUGGACAAAACUGACUUUAAUAAAUUGAAUUCCGAGAUCUUCUCAAGCACCAAGAAAACCACGAAAAAAGAGCGUUCCAAGUUUUUAGAAGAGAAACCUUUGUUUUCCCAUUCGUUUGAUAAGAAGUUUGCUUACAAAAACUUUUCUUCGUACCUCGAUACCAAAAAACCAGAACAUAUUCAGAGAAAACAAUUCCGUGCAAGCACAACAGAAGCGUAUUCUUCCCUGACUUUCACGAACGUCCGUGAUCUGAAGCCACCCCAGGGCGGCCAUGUUUACGGUGAAGCCCAGUACGCCUACCACACAGCCACGAACAUCAAUGGCCAGAAAACUGAGGACGCUGGAGGCCACAAGAUCAUCAACAAUGAUGGCAAAGUCAAAGAGUUUGAUUUCACACCCAAACCCAAAUUCGGCCCUCUCAAGAAAUUACCUUUAGCAGUUCUUGACAAAGACAUCGGCUCGUUAAAGAGUCUGUUUCUACAGUAAUUUGGAUAAUUAAUGGAAUAAUCUGAAUGCAAGUUGCCAUGUCUUUACCUUUGAAGUUUAUUUUGUAGAGAAAUUGUGAGCUAAAUUAUUAACAUGUAAAGUAGAUUAUGAUAUGACAUUACUAUUUCAUUUAUUAAGAUAAACUGUCACACUCAGAGGCAUUUGAUGUUGACUUAAACUUAAACCGUUGCUUAGAAACGAUUUUGUUUCGAAAACAAUUGCUAAAGACUGGGUUAAGUGACUCUGAGUACGGCGGUAAGAUGUUAAUGUCUUAAAAUUGUAAAAUUCACAAACUUAAUAUAAAAAACUAAUAUUGUAGAUAUAGAAAGGGAUAUGCUUUCCAAAACAUACAUCUUCAUUCUCAUAUUACAAUAGAUAUUAAGUUUGCCAUAGUACAAGUUAAAUAGUACCUUUGGCUGUUGCAUUACGUGUUAUUUUGCUACGCGUUUAUUAUCAGGCACCUAAAGUUUAGUAAGUCAUCAACGAAAAACAAGAAGUAAGAAUACUUAUUUAUACUACUUAGAAUACUUAUUUCCCAAAAGAAACAUAAUUAAAUAACUAUGCAGCCAGUUAUAUAAAGCCGUGUCAUAUUAUAUUUAUUUUAAGUACAAAAUAAUGAAAAUAUUUUCCGCCUUAUGUACAGGGCUUGAACCUAGAGCCCAGUAUCGCACAACAUGAUUUUCAGUUGACAUUUUGAUUUUAAAUAAGUAAUCUAAAACUUACUAAUAUUAUUUACAACUUACAAAUUAAAAUUAUAUAUAAGAAACAUAAAAAAGUAGGAAAAGAAAUAAAACUAAAAUUAUCCUCAUUGGAGUCGUGAGGUAGCGUGCCCAAAUGACUGGCAGCAUUGCCAUGUUAAAUGGCAAUGCUUAACCUUGACAGAAGCCUUUCGGUCACCUGUAGUAUCAACCGUCCUCUUUACAAUAUCUUUGUAAAGGAGAUGUGCACUUGGACCCCACGGCCCUAAAGUGGGGUAUAUUAUUUUUUUAAUUUUGUUGUCGUAACUAAUGUAUUUGUUAUGUGAGAUUGUUGAGUGGAGAAUAUGCUGUGAUCGUUAUUAGUUUAUUGUUAUAAUUAUGUAUUGUAAAUAAAUUUAAAAUUGAAAUGUAAAA